AUGGAGGAUACCCAGGCACUGCUGGCGCGUCUGUCGGUGGCGCAGGCGCCCAGGCACCAGCGGUCGAGGCUUGUGGAAUCGAUGGACGCCCAGGAGCUGCUGCGCACGUGGCAGCUCCAGCGGGAGCAGCGGCAGCAGCAGCAGGAGCAGCAGCAGCAGCAGCAGCAGCAGCAGGAGCAGCAGCAGCAGGAGAUAGAGCCUCAGCAGCAGCAGGAGCAGCACAGCGAAGAGGGGCAGGACGCCGCGCCGCAGCGACGCGCCAAGGGCGAAUUCGCGCGCGCUGCCGAGCCGCGGCCGCUGCCCUACCAGCUGGUGCUGGUGGGCGCCACCCUGCAGCCUGCGACGGUCAAGGCGUUUGCAAAGUGGUCGACUCAAGACAUCAGGUUGGUGCGCGCCCCCGGCCCGCCGCCGGCGCCGGGGCUCGUCCCGGCGCAGGAGGCCCGGCCUGUGGCUGCGGCGGCGCCGGCCGCGACGGCGCAGGAGCCGGGAGCGGCAGACCAAGGGCCGCCGUCGCCGGAAACGGCGCCCUCGCCGGAAGCCGCGCCGGCAACGGAGCCGGCGCCGGCUCCGGAAACGGCGUCGGCGCCGGAGACGGCACUUCCGCCGAACCUCAAGCACACAUACUACCUCGUCCCAAGGCAGACGCCCGACACCGCGCCCGGCGCGCGCGUGCACGCGCUGCAGCGGCUGCUGGCGUCGAAGCGCGGCGCGGGGUGGCGGGUGCUGGCUUUUUUCGAGACCCCGGGCAAGGUCGCGGACGCGGCGCGGCGGCUGCGCAUCGGCAUGAUGGAGGCCGGGGAGGAGAGCUCUUGGCAGGUCUCGGCGCUGCACGGAGAUCUCACGGGCCAGCAGCGACAGCAGGCGGUCGCGGGCUUCGCCGCGCUGGGACCCGAGCGGAAGCUGCUGCUGCUGUCUGACGUGGGCGCCCUCGGGCUCGACCUGCCUGGGGUGCACCUCGUCAUCCAACUCGACGCCCCUCGGACCUGGAAGACCUACGCGCACCGCGCCGGCCGCGCGGGCCGCAUGGGGGCGCCUGGGGAGUCAGUGACGGUCAUAAACGAGGUCCAGCUGCGGGUGCUGGCGCGGGAGGCGGCGCGGCUGGGGCUAAAGCUGGGGGGCGCCCCGCAGCCGACGGGGCAGAGGCCGGCGGCGCAGCCGGAAAGGCCCAAUAAAUACGAGAGGAAGCGCGCUGUUGUGUCGGGGCAGCAGCAGCGCUCUGUGCGCCCGGGCUAA
Monoraphidium neglectum is the source of this 1233-nucleotide messenger RNA. RefSeq lists its product as hypothetical. The record is from RefSeq and is a predicted model, not a curated record. Gene Ontology annotation, molecular function: RNA binding; RNA helicase activity. The coding region runs from base 1 to 1233 and encodes 410 amino acids. The transcript has 3 exons. Lineage: Eukaryota; Viridiplantae; Chlorophyta; Chlorophyceae; Sphaeropleales; Selenastraceae.